This is a messenger RNA of Phalaenopsis equestris, 2404 nucleotides long. RefSeq lists its product as uncharacterized. NCBI's taxonomy places the organism in Eukaryota, Viridiplantae, Streptophyta, Magnoliopsida, Asparagales, Orchidaceae. Gene Ontology annotation, cellular component: cytoplasm; Golgi apparatus; chloroplast. The record is from RefSeq and is a predicted model, not a curated record.
UUAGUUAAAAAUCGUCAAAUUUGUAAAAUUGUCCCAUCACUUGCAGUUCGCGACUCAUGCUCGAGCUUCUGGCUCCGUUAAUGCCCACGAAUAUCCUCUUCUUCUUCGAAGAGCAACAAUUCCCCUCGUAUUGAACGAUAAAACCGCACCUGAAUCUUAGAUCCCGCGAUCUUUCUCUCAUGGGAUUCCAGCAGGUUCAUUCCAACCACCAAGCUGCCGGCUCCGGCAACUACCAGAGCGUCCACAGCCCUAGGUAUGCUGCCUCCAUGACGCGGCGCACUAACUCUUUCAAGCGCAGCAUCGGAAAUAGCUCCGACGAGCUACAGAUUCACUCGCCCCGCUUGUCCGGUGAUAGUAGCUUAAGAGGCAGCCCAACGAGCGAUGCGGCAGAUUUACCCUCUUCGCCCUUUGAUCCGAAGUCGGAGAGAUGGCAUCAAGGGCAGAAUAUCCGGUUCCGGUUGGCUGCGCCUCUUCUAGGCAAGAGCUUGUUCGCGAAGCCCGUGGCAGGGCUAGCUUCCAGGGAUAGGAGGCGACUUGGGAAUUAUGCGUUUUUGGUUUUCUGCGGCGUUUGCUUGUGGAUUGGAGUGAUGAAAAUCAUUGCUGGUGGUUGGCUUGGAUCCAUCUUAACCGAUAGAGCUCUGCGCUACCAGAGAUUGUCUGCUGAAUACAGCAGUAGGAAAGCAUGGCUAUCAAAUUAUCCUGCUUUGAAAGUGGGGAGUGAUAAUGAUAGAUAUCUGAUGACAUUAUCAUCGAAUAUAGAUGGAGUUAAUGAAAAUUUACCCAAGCACACUGAAAUAUGGGCUAAACCAAACAGUGAAAAUUUCACACAAUGCAUCGAACCAGCAAACUAUAAGAAUGUUGAUACUAAGACAAAUGGAUAUGUUCUAGUUAAUGCGAAUGGAGGUUUGAAUCAGAUGAGAUUUGGGAUCUGUGAUAUGGUUGCCAUUGUUAAGAUUAUGAACGCGACACUUGUGCUACCUUCUCUGGACCAUUCUUCCUUCUGGGCGGAUGAUAGUAACUUUAAGGAUAUCUUUGACUGGAAGCAUUUUAUUAAGACCUUGAAGGGUGAUGUUCAUAUAGUUGAAGCAUUGCCAGCUUCUUUGCCAGAGAUUGAACCUUUUAAACCUUUUAACAAAACUCCUAUAUCUUGGUCUAAGGUCAGUUAUUACAGAGAAGAGGUCCUCCCUCUCCUGAAAGAAUAUAAAGUUCUGUAUUUAACGCACACAGACUCUCGGCUUGCAAACAACGGUCUGCCGGCCUUUAUUCAGAAACUGAGAUGUAGGGUAAAUUAUAGAGCUCUGAAAUAUUCUGCUCCAAUUGAAGAAUUUGGUGCAACUCUAGUUUCUAGAAUGAGGUUACGAGGACAUCCAUAUGCUGCGCUUCAUUUAAGAUAUGAAAAGGACAUGCUGGCUUUUACGGGUUGUAGCCAUAAUUUGACAGCAAACGAAGAGGAGGAACUCGUCCGCAUGCGCUACGAGGUUAGCCAUUGGAAGGAGAAGGAAAUUGAUGGUUCAGAGAGGCGAAAGCAGGGAGGCUGCCCUUUAACUCCUAGAGAAGCUUCUCUUCUUCUCAAGGGAUUGGGAUUUCCAUCAAGCACACACAUUUAUCUUGUGGCUGGUGAAGCUUUUGGAAAUGAUAGUAUGAAGUAUCUGACCGUUGAUUUCCCAAACAUCCACUCCCAUUCAACUCUAUCUACAGAAGAGGAGCUUAUGCCUUUCAUAAAUCAUCAGAACAUGCUGGCUGGUUUGGAUUAUGUUGUUGCUCUUCAGAGUGAUGUGUUUAUUUACACUUUUGAUGGAAAUAUGGCGAAGGCAGUACGAGGGCAUAGACGCUUCGAGAAUUUCAAAAAGACGAUUGAUCCGGACAGGUUAAAUUUUGUGAAGCUGGUUGAUGCUUUUGAUGAAGGGAAGAUCUCACUGAAGCAAUUCAAGUCAAAAGUGAAGAAACUGCACAGGGAACGAAUCGGUGCUCCAUAUUACAGAGAACCUGGUGAAUUUCCCAAGCUGGAGGAGCCUUUUUAUGCAAAUCCUCUUCCUGGUUGUAUUUGCAAAAAGCCACGUAUAAAAUGAAGGAGCAGCAAUUUGCAAAAAGCCACUGGUUCUUACUUCAUUUUGCGUUGAGAUACAAAGCACACAAAAGUAUAUAGAAUUGAAAGCCAUUUUUUACUGCAAGAUAAGCAAAUUAUGGAGAGAAGAAUUUGGGGUCUUGUCUCUGAAGAGAGACCCUGAAAAGCCUGUGCAAUAUUGAAAAAAUUAAUUGGAGAGCACUGGAAUAGAAAGGCAAAAAAUAUGCAAUAUUGAUUCUUUAAGGAACCGGAAUUGUAUUUGUUUUUUUUUAUUAUUUGUAAUUGCAAAUAAUCUCAUUACAUGAUAUAAACCAAAUGUUUAGGGAUGAGUUUUUCCCA